AAAUUUGAAAGUGGGGCGUGGCAGGUGUGCACUUUCAGUUUGUACACUCGGCAUAAACAGACAACAGAAGUAGAAGCACCGAACUGAAAGAGGUUAUGGCAAUCGCCAGCCAUCGCCACCAAAUAGCCACCAUCACUCGGCGCUUGUGUUGCUCCUACUCCUCCACCUCCUCCGCCGCUAAACCCCCUCUCCUCUACACCACAGACACACCCGACACCGAAACCACAACCAUCCAGCUCCUCUCAUGGGGCAAGGGCGCCUCAGGUCAACUCGGCGGCGGCGUCGAAGAAGUUCGCCUCUACCCUUCUCCGGUGGCCAACCUGGUCAUCCCCAAGUCCUCGUUCGCCCUCUCCCGAACCCCAGGGAGGCUCCACCAUGAGAGUACCAACAAGGAGGUGGUGGAAUUGGGCAUCUCGUGUGGGCUUUUCCACUCUUCCCUGGUCGUCGAUGGUGCCCUUUGGGUUUGGGGCAAAGGCGACGGCGGAAGAUUGGGAUUGGGCCAUGAGCAUCCAUUGUUCGUUCCUACCUUGAACCCUCACCUGGACGACGUUCGCUCUGUUGCCCUCGGUGGCCUCCAUUCCGUUGCGCUUGUUUCCCCCGGCGAGGUUUUCACUUGGGGUUAUGGUGGUUUCGGCGCGCUUGGACACGCUGUAUAUCAUAGAGAGCUGUUGCCUAGGUUGGUAGAAGGCUGCUGGGAGGGAACUAUAAAACACAUUGCUACAAGUGGAACACAUACUGCUGCACUCACAGAGUUUCUGUUGGAUGUAGGCGAGCUCUAUAUCUGGGGUCGAGAUGAAGGAGAUGGUCGAUUGGGCCUUGGUCCGGGUCGAGGCCCAGAUCAUGCAGGUGGACUUAGUAUCCCUUGCAAAGUAAAAGAAUUACCUUGUCCUAUUGCUGCUGUUUCCUGUGGGGGAUUUUUCACAAUGGCAUUAACAGAGGAUGGACAACUGUGGAACUGGGGAGCAAAUUCUAACUAUGAACUUGGGAGAGGUGAUAAGAUAGGUGGUUGGAAACCAAGACCAGUACCCAGCCUUGAGAAUGUUCGAAUAAUUCAAAUAGCAAGUGGAGGAUAUCACUCCCUUGCAUUAACCGAUAAUGGAAAAGUGCUUUCAUGGGGCCACGGUGGACAAGGUCAGUUGGGUCAUGGAUCUAUCCAGAAUCAGAAGAUACCAAUGGUGAUCGAGGCUUUAGCUACUGAGCAUAUUAUAUAUAUUUCUUGCGGGGGCUCCUUUUCAGCAGCUGUGACAGAUAAAGGAAAGUUGUACAUGUGGGGAAAUGCCAGUGAUUCUCAAUUAGGAGUUCCUGGGCUACCAGCGAUACAAUCAUCCCCUAUUGAAGUCAACUUUUUAAUGGAAGAUGAUGGAUUGGGACCUCACAAGGUUUUAUCAGUUGCAACUGGUGCGUCACAUGCCAUGUGUUUAGCUUUGAGGGAAAGUUGUUGAUUAUUUCAGAUGACAUGGAGUUUUGUUCCUUGACAUCACUUGGAUAUUUGAUGUUGAACAAGAUGAUUGUUUCAAUGGAUUCAGAUAUCAUUAUCAGUGCUGCUGGCAGUUUCUUUCUUCUCCUGAGUCUGAAGUCUGAACUUUUGAAGCAUUGAAAAGGUUUAUGAUAGCAUCAUCUUUCCCCACACAUUGUGCUCAAUUGCCAACGUUCUAGUUUGAAGAUUAUUGUCAUCAGGAAACUAUCUCAGCUCAAUUUGGUUGACAAUUUAAUAUUUUUAGGAUUUGACUUAAAGUGAGAGAAUCACUCUGGAAGAUAAAGUAAGUCAUCACAAGUUCACAGCCAUUAAUUGUCAUUCAACUUGUCUUCAAA
This is a messenger RNA of Lotus japonicus, 1812 nucleotides long. RefSeq names its product RCC1 domain-containing protein RUG3, mitochondrial. Lineage: Eukaryota; Viridiplantae; Streptophyta; Magnoliopsida; Fabales; Fabaceae. The transcript has 7 exons. The coding region runs from base 96 to 1442 and encodes 448 amino acids. The record is from RefSeq and is a predicted model, not a curated record.